This is a messenger RNA of Tachysurus fulvidraco (yellow catfish), 2531 nucleotides long. It is a transcript of the gene fsta, whose product is annotated as follistatin a. The record is from RefSeq and is a predicted model, not a curated record. Lineage: Eukaryota; Metazoa; Chordata; Actinopteri; Siluriformes; Bagridae. The transcript is spliced from 6 exons. Gene Ontology annotation, molecular function: activin binding; protein binding. Gene Ontology annotation, biological process: multicellular organism development; negative regulation of activin receptor signaling pathway; regulation of BMP signaling pathway. Bases 122 to 1072 code for a protein of 316 amino acids.
GGUGGAUCACACUCACGCUCACACAUACAUAGCCUACACAAGCCUUCAUUCAGCACUGCCUUCCUAAGAAGAUUAGGUAUUUUGCGCUGAAGAUUGUCUCCAGCACUUUUUUGCCCUGAUCAUGUUGAGGAUGCUAAAGCGCGUGCAGCUUGUGUUACUCCUGUGGUUCUGUCAUUUCAUUCAAGAGCAAAAAGUGCAAGCUGGGAACUGCUGGCUCCAGCAGGGGAAGAACGGCCGCUGCCAGGUGCUCUAUAUGCCAGGCAUGAGCCGUGAGGAGUGCUGCAGGAGCGGGAGACUGGGAACCUACUGGACCGAGGAGGACGUUCCCAACAGUACCCUGUUUCGCUGGACCAUCUUUAAUGGAGGAGCGCCCAACUGCAUGCCAUGCAAAGAGACAUGUGAGAACGUGGACUGUGGACCUGGGAAGAAGUGUAAGAUGAACAGGAGGAGUAAGCCACGCUGCGUCUGCGCCCCUGACUGUUCCAACAUCACCUGGAAGGGACCGGUGUGCGGAUCCGAUGGAAAAACCUACCGUGAUGAAUGUGCACUCCUGAAAUCGAAAUGUAAAGGACAUCCCGAUCUGGAGGUGCAGUACCAGGGCAAAUGCAAAAAGACAUGCCGUGAUGUGCUUUGCCCUGGCAGUUCGACGUGCGUCGUGGAUCAGACUAACAACGCCUACUGCGUCACGUGCAACCGCGUGUGUCCCGAGGUGACGUCACCCGAUCAGUACCUGUGCGGCAAUGAUGGCAUCGUUUACGCCAGUGCCUGCCACUUACGGAGAGCCACGUGCCUGCAGGGCAAAUCUAUCGGCGUGGCCUAUGAGGGCAAAUGCAUCAAGGCAAAAUCGUGCGAUGAUAUCCAGUGCAGCGGAGGGAAGAAGUGUCUGUGGGAUGAGCGACUGGGACGCGGCCGGUGCGCAAUCUGCAUUGACGAGACGUGUCCCGAGAGUCGCGCGGACGAGGCGGUGUGCGCGAGCGACAACACCUCGUACCCGAGCACGUGCGCUAUGAAGCAAGCUGCAUGCUCCAUGGGCGUACUGCUGGAGGUUAAGCAUACAGGAUCAUGCAACUGAAUCUGCGAAAUUAGAGCUGAGCCAAUGAUGCCCCCCUCCACACACACCCCACCCCCACACAAAUGAUCAGAACUCUCUUGUACUCUCUGUCCAUGAUUACGUAAAGCUUGUUGUGUAAUUAAGUGUGAGGGCAGAAUUGCCUUGUUGCCUAAACACGCACACACAUACAAAUACACACUAUACACACACACACACACACACACACACACACACACACACACACACACACACACACACACACACACACAAAUAAUAGCUGGCAAUCACAGAAGGAAUACAAGCAUUCACUUAGAUUCUGCGCUGUUGUGGUCUUUAUUCAUACAACAGCUACCGUAUAUUCUCCCAUAUAGCCAUUACGGAAGACCAGGAGGAGGACAACGACGAGGAGGAUGAUGAGGAUGAGGAUGAAGACCAGGACUACAUGGCUUCUGUCCAUUUAUCACCAAUACUGGACGGAUAAACAGCCAUCAGCCAGGGGAAAAGUCCUGUGGCAAGGAAAACCAUGUCCACACUGUACAAAUGUGUAUGCUAAUUUAUUUUUCGACGAAAAAAAGGAAGUAUACAUAUAGUUCAGUCUGAUAGAUGUUUAUUUAUGCAGUGUUUCAUAAUUUAUACUUUUUCGAUGUCUGACGUACUAUCUUGAUCAUGUUAUUUUUGUGUUCACUUGGUUUUAUUAUUAUUAUUAUUAUUAUUAUUAUUAUUAUUAUUAUUAUGAACUAUAUUUGUCCAAAGAGAAGCAGUGUUAUUUAUUGUGAAUGCUAUAGAGUGUAAAGUGUGCAAGUCUUCUUCAAGUUGUAAAUUGCAUUCCCCUUGCUGUAAAAAUCCGCUUAUCGCUAUCCGUUCUACUAUCAUAGAUGUUUAUUUCACACUUAUCUGCAUGUCAGCCUGUGUGUUUAUUUAUUGGGAAGAAAAAAAACUGUCACUCUUUAAUGUAAAUGACAUGUUCCUGGUUUUGUUUACUCUUCAAAUUGACCAAAUGGAUUUUCCUCAACAUUUCGCUCUACAGUGCAACGUGGUAACAUUUCAUUCACGAACCAGUUCUCAAGAUAAAAAAAAAAAAAAAAUUGCCUUUUAUGAUUUUUUUUCCUCCAGAUUUUGGUGUUUUGUCUUAGUUGUAUGUAUUCAGCUAUUCAACAUUGUCUGAUAUUUUAUUGUAAAGAAAAAAAAGUGCCACUAACACGUUUCUGAUGUAUGAUCAUGGCCAACGCUCUGCUCUAUAAGACCUCCGUCUGACUGAGCUGAUGUGAUGUAGGACUGAGUAUCAACAUACUGAACAGUAUCGGUUCUUAUUGUUUGUCAUUUUUAAAGUACAUUUUUAUUUUCUGACAUCACAAAAUAGUUAUAAAUAUAUAGUUUUGUAUUUUUUUAAUGUAAAUGUCAUAUGUAUAUACAAAGUUUGAUGGUAUUUGUACAGAUGUGAAGAGUGAAACAAUAAAAAAAUAAAAUGAAUGUGAUUUUA